UCAUUACGCAUGUAAUGUUUUUGUAAUUUUUCUUGAUUGUUUUUUUAUUGUGGUCCAUGUUUUUUUUUCGUUAAAUCAUGAGUUUUCGUUUGAUUAAGUGUCUCAAUUAUGCUGCAACUAAUGUUUCUAAAAGCGUUCUCAUUAGAGAGCCUCAGUUUAUCUGGUCACAAUCCAUCGGUGGUGUGAAUUUUAACCAAGCUAGAUGGAGUACUUCUUUUUUCACUAGAUUAAAUGCUCAGCAGAUUUGGAAAGGAGUAACCAGUGUUAGUAAUGCUGGUAAAAAAAGAGGUAGAGGCAAAGGUGCUGGUAAAAGUCGAGCUAAGGAUUUGAAUAAAGGUCAACAAAUUGGUGUUGGCCCAUUGAGUAUCAUUUGGCCUGGACUCAAUUCACAUGUUAUUAAAGGCAGAGAGACUGUCGAAAUUAAAGAGGCUCCCCAGCAAGAUAAUUCAUUUGAACAAAAUUUAACGGAAAUUCGUAAUCAAUUAGAUACAUAUGUUAAGGUCAGAGUCAAUCCACUCUCUAGAGGGUGGUCGGGAGGCUCUCCGCGAGGAACCUGGACAAGAGGUAAAGAUAUUUAUCCUGAUAAAGAAGCUUUACACGAUUUCGUUUGCACGAUAAUAGAGUCCAAAUUGAAAAUGACUCCUAGAGCUGGCAAAGGUAAAGUUCCAAAUUUGCGAAAUCUAGCUAUCAUUGGUAAUCAAAAUGGAAUCGUUGGCUUAGGAAAAGCUAAUGCUGAUAAUAUGAGAGAUUCAAUUACCUUAUCUUAUGCGGAUGCUUCGCGAAAUUGUAUUGCAGUUCCUAUUUGUGAUGGUCAUACAAUUUUUCACGAUUUCCAUGCCCGAUUUUUCUGUAACAAAAUUUAUGCAUUCAAAAUGCCUCCUGGAUAUGGAUUAGUUUGUCACCGAGUUAUAAGAGACUUAUGUAUUGCUGUUGGUAUCAAAGAUAUUUUUGUCAAGUCUGAAGGAAAUCAAGAAAAUUACCUCAAUAUUGCUCGUGCCUUCAUAUCUGGACUUUUCAAUCAAAGGAACUUUCAAGAGAUGGCAAAUGAAAAGAAACUACAUUUGGUUGAAUUCAGAGAGGAAAAUGGAUUUUACCCGAAAGUACUGGCAAGCCCAAGUGACGGCAAAGUAAGAAAACUCGAAGAGGUUGAAAAAGAUGAAUACACCGAUUUCCAUAUGUACAUCAAUAAUGGAAAAGUAAUGAGUACACAACAGAAAAAAUACCCUGAUUAUAUAAGAACAUUAGGUUAUGGAAAGCAUUUGAUUAAAUAUCAUUACCAUCGAAGUAGACAAUUGGUUAGAGCUCAGUUGAGAGCUAAAUAUGGUGCCGUUGAAAGUUUUCUUACAAUUCGAGAAAAAGAGGAGAGAGCAAAGAGAGCUACAGCUUCGUGAAUAUGUUAGCAAUUAUUGGUUCAAAAUUUUGUGUAUAAAUGUAAUAAAUUAAAUCGCUUUAGACUGACC
Molecule: messenger RNA, 1460 nt
Organism: Tetranychus urticae (two-spotted spider mite)
Lineage: Eukaryota; Metazoa; Arthropoda; Arachnida; Trombidiformes; Tetranychidae
Gene: mRpS5
Product: mitochondrial ribosomal protein S5
Biological process (GO): translation
Cellular component (GO): ribosome
Molecular function (GO): RNA binding; structural constituent of ribosome
Source: RefSeq, a predicted model, not a curated record